UCCAUAGAGGUUGAUAUUCUGAAGUGAGCAUCACAUUGAGCUUUACACAAACUCUGGUUUCCUCUGUGCAAAGUGUGAAGCAGCUGCCAUCUGUUUUUCACAGCUAGAUUUGUUAAAGGGGACUGUUACUGGAGUCCUUUUAGGACCGCUGCAGCGCUAAUCAGUGGUGCUAAUACUGUAGUAGGUAGACCCUCACCUAUAGAGCCUUUGAACAGUACUGUAGAUGUUCAUUCCUUUUUUGUGAAUGGGAAAAAUGAAUGAUCAAAGAAGUUCGCCUUAUCUUUGUUUGUGAUUUUUUUGCAUUGUAACUGUGUCCAAAAAACAUUUCUAAGUUCUCUCGCUUAGUCAUGGCUGCCCUGUUUCCAUAGUGACGCAGAGGAAAACCAGCCUACAGCGAGGAAAUAGGUGACAGAAGCACAUAUGAAUGUUUCUAUCAUAGUGAGAAUAUUUCCAUUAAAGCGAUCAGAAAUAUUCAACAGAUCACAAUCUUUCACUUUCCAUUUUCUCUCUCGGUCUCACAGCAGAACACACACUUCCUGUGAAACUAUCGGGCCAGCUCCGUGGUUUUUAUCUCACUCCUCAGUGUACGCUCUGCUGACUCCCUGUGCGCACUCAGACCUGACCUCUCUCUGCGCCACUCUUUCAUUUUACCCUCCAGAAACCAGAAGCUCUUCGCCUCUAUGGCACCUACAGGCAGCGUGAAGCGGAGCUCAGAGCUGCUGUUCUUGGAAGUUUUUCUGUUUUGAGAAAGCAGAAGUCGGCGUCCAACUCGGUGGAUGACUGCUCGUUGCCCAUCAGUCUUCCCUUCACCAUGGCGGCAGCGAUGCCAGUGUGUUACCACGGCGCCCUCACCAGAAAGGAGUGCGAGGAGCUGCUGGGAAAGAAGAACAAGGAUGGAGCUUACCUGAUCCGAGACAGCGAGACCAUCCAGGGAGCCAUGUGUCUUUGUGUCUACAAACAGAAGAUGGUCUACACCUACAGACUGCUGCAGACGCACUCUGGACACUACACUCUGCUGACGGCUGGAUGUGUGGAGGAGACGUUCUUUAAGAAUCUGGACGAUCUGAUCCGUCACUAUAAGAGGAAGAACCAGGGUCUGGCCAUCCAUCUGCGCCAUUCGGUCAAAAGGAAGACGGCCUUGUUGAUCCAGCCCCGAAGUCCACGCCAACCAGAGUCUCAGAAGGAACCGAGCCGCCCGGCCGAAGAGGAAGAGCCCGACUACGAGAAUUGCCCGAGCUCCGAAUACGUGGAAGUUCUUCCUGAUCAAGUCUGACGUUCAGCAUCGAACACGUAAAGAACCAAAGACAUUUUAGAGGAUUAAAUAAACUCACAGCCUGGCUCUCAGUCAGGACGAAGCUGGUUUUAUACAUCAUAUGGACAGAACUCUCCGUCUUCUUGUGUUUCUUUCACUUCUUUCUGUUUUUGUGGUCGGUCGGUCCAGAACUGAAUCAUUCCAACAACUUGGAUGAACAUUCUCAACUUCCCUUUAGAGAAGUUGUCAUUGACGACCAUUGGAUGGAUUUUUGCAACAUUCAAGCAUUUGUGUUCCCCUGAGGAUGAACUGCGAUAACUCUGGGGAUCCUUUUUUUGCCUUUGGAGCCAACAAUAUGUUGGUUUAUUUUGGAUAUUUUGGGGGGAGUACAUAAAGCUGGAGGGCCUGAGAGGAAGUUUUAAGUGUCAAACAUAUAAUUUCCCAUAUUCUGGAGACUUUUUAUGCACCAGUUUAUUCCUUUUCUGUUUCAAUUUAUGGUAAAAAUGGUUAUUUAUGUGAUUCAGAAUCUAUUAGAAUAUUCCAGAACAGAUGCAGUGGUUGAAUGAGCUUGUACCUCACGUUAUAAAGAGUAAUAAAAGGAUGCUGAUUGUUGUAAGAUUAAGAAGAUACAAGCAUUAAUCUUAAAUGAGUCACACAAUCUGGAUUGCAGUUGUUUUUUUUACGAUAUUAAGAGAACAAACGAGUCUAUUUGACCAUGCUGACUUACAGAAAUAUAGAUUUAUCUGAUUUUUUACGUGGUUUUUGCUCCACUGGAUGCAGUAAAACAACAUCAACAAUAUCAGGAAUGUCACUUUUCUUCUCCAAAAUUUCCGCCUGUGCUGGUUUUUUAAAUUUAUUUCCACUCCUAAUAAAUGCUAUAUACUGUAAUGUGCUUUUUAUCAAACUGUAUUGUUGAUUUAAACGUAUUCGUUCAAGAAUAUUUGACUCUGCAAAGAAAUAUUUCAAAUUUUGCUCCUGCAUCGCCUCACAUGACGACUUUAGGACAAACAUGCAGCAUUAACGACUCAAAUAAAUAUUCAGUUUAGUUGUAAAGUGAGCUUUCACACAUGAUAAGGUCAGUUAAAACUGUGCCACCGUGAUAAAUGACGAUCGAGAAUCAGAUGUGUUGAUCUUCUUUUGUUUUCUGAGCCUUUCUGAGAAUUUCGUCUUCUUCCACUUUUGUUCUUUUGGCGCCAACCUUUACAGUAAAUGGUCAUAGCAGAGAUAAGCAUCAGAAACGCUGCUGGGAACUCGACUUUGACCCACAACUUGACGGCACGUGUUAAAUUCAGAGCGAAAUGAUGCUUCAGUUCAUUUCAAGAAGAGUGUUUCAUUUAGAUGAUUGUGACACACGUGUGGCUUUUUCCUUCUGAGUGCAUUUUCACCACAAGUUGCAGUAUAAUCGACGACACAUUCUGGUCUUAUUUGAGUCAUUUAAAGCUCUUCUGCUGAUGCUUGUUGUGGCUUUAAACCUACAGGCUUGUUUAUGUUGUGCUCAGGGUUGCUUUCAAGCCAAAAAUAGGAUGUUUUAAUAGCCUUCCUCCUCACUCAAUGUAAAUAUUCUCUAUAUAUGAACCUGUUUUUAACUGCUUUUCCCAUUAUGUGUUUUCCUUUGACUAUGUGAUUAAAAUUUCAGUCUUGCAGGUACAAGAA
Messenger RNA from Acanthochromis polyacanthus (spiny chromis), 2905 nucleotides. RefSeq lists its product as uncharacterized. Bases 812 to 1273 code for a protein of 153 amino acids. The record is from RefSeq and is a predicted model, not a curated record. The transcript has 4 exons. NCBI's taxonomy places the organism in Eukaryota, Metazoa, Chordata, Actinopteri, Pomacentridae.